ACCCUGAAGCUCGCUUGAUGAGCGACGUCGCGACGUGCUCGUUGCCUUCGCCAUGCAGCUCUCCGUGUCCCUGUCCUGGCUUUGCCUUGAGGAAGGUCAACUGCAGCGAUUACUGUUGCACGUCUUAAGGAACAGGCUUACUCUGUCUUUCACGAUAUUGUUCGGCGCAUUUGUAUGCGUAGACACGCUGCGGCAGUCGGCCACCUCAGUCCAGUCGCUCCUGCAGUCGAUCAGCAACAUUGGUUUCGGCUACUCCAUGCUGCAGGUUGUACUCGUUGUCCGCCACCCACGGCUCUGGGUCAUGCUGCGUGAGUUAAGGUGCCUGGUCAAGGUGAUAGAGGCUGAUCCGGGAGAAAAGCCCUCUGUGUCGACUCAGAAUUGA
This is a messenger RNA of Frankliniella occidentalis (western flower thrips), 382 nucleotides long. RefSeq lists its product as uncharacterized. The record is from RefSeq and is a predicted model, not a curated record. The coding region runs from base 53 to 382 and encodes 109 amino acids. The transcript is spliced from 3 exons. NCBI's taxonomy places the organism in Eukaryota, Metazoa, Arthropoda, Insecta, Thysanoptera, Thripidae.